AUGGAUCCCCACGUGGACAAAUCGAAACGCUACGUUUCUCCCAAAGACUUUGAUUUGCUCAAGGUCAUCGGCAUGGGUGCCUUUGGCAAAGUUUUGCAGGUCCGCAACCGUCAAACCAGCCAGGUAUUGGCCAUGAAGAUUAUUUCCAAACGUUUGUUACGACGUAAACAAGGUUACGUGGAAAACGUGCAGGCUGAACGCAAUAUUUUGACCAAAGUGCGGCAUCCCUUUGUUGUCACGAUGCACUGUAGCUUCCAAACCAAAGAAAAGCUCUUUAUCAUUAUGGAUUUUUUGGCCGGCGGGGAACUCUUUUUGCGGCUGGGAAGGGAAGGGAUCUUUUUGGAAAAAACUGCCGAAUUCUAUCUUGCAGAAAUUAUUCUCGCGCUUGACCACUUGCACGUUCUCGGGAUACUCCACCGUGAUCUCAAACCGGAGAACAUUCUCCUCGGAUCGGACGGACACGUAUGCUUGACCGAUUUUGGACUAGCGAAAGAUUUCGGGACGGAAGGCUUUGAUGAAGAAAGCUCCCGUGCCUUGACAGUUUGUGGAACGCAAGAGUACAUGGCGCCAGAAAUGGUCGCCCGGCAAGGCUAUAGUCGGGCUGCCGACUACUGGAGUUUGGGGUGCAUUGCGUACGAAAUGAUGUCGGGCUUGCCUCCCUUUCAGCGCAAACGCAAUGAGGGCUCCAAAGAUUUGUUUCGCAAGAUCAUGUCGGAAAAGGUGAAAAUGCCAGUCGGCUCAUCCUCGGCGGCUUGUAAGUUGCUCAAAGGACUGCUGAAUCGGAACGUGCAAGCCCGACUCGGUGCUGCAAAAAGUAGCAUGUUUGAAGUUGGAGGCGUCGCGGGGCUUAAAAAGGCAGACUUUUUCCAAUCCAUCGAGUGGAACAAAUUGGAGCGCAAGGAAGUCGAACCGCCGCAAACUCUGGCGGUGAAGAAUGACCAAGAUUUGAAGCACUUUCACGACGAGUUUACACAAAUGUCGUUG
Molecule: messenger RNA, 984 nt
Organism: Phaeodactylum tricornutum CCAP 1055/1
Lineage: Eukaryota; Bacillariophyta; Bacillariophyceae; Surirellales; Neidiaceae
Exons: 1
Biological process (GO): protein phosphorylation
Molecular function (GO): protein serine/threonine kinase activity; ATP binding
Source: RefSeq, a predicted model, not a curated record